This is a messenger RNA of Daldinia loculata, 1344 nucleotides long. RefSeq lists its product as uncharacterized. The record is from RefSeq and is a predicted model, not a curated record. The transcript is spliced from 2 exons. The coding region runs from base 298 to 1248 and encodes 316 amino acids. NCBI's taxonomy places the organism in Eukaryota, Fungi, Ascomycota, Sordariomycetes, Xylariales, Hypoxylaceae.
CUUAACUUUUUACACUAACAUUAUUAAUCAGAACGGACCGAUACCGUCUUAUUACCGCCUACUAAAACAAGCAGGUAACAGGACUUGUUAAAAUAUAAAAACCGAUGGAACUUUAGUGCUUAUUUAGCUUUAAGUGUGUUACUCGACGUUUAUAUUUGAUUGAAGAAAAAGCAAGGCUCUAGUUAAUCUAAAAGCUAAACCAUCCUUUACAUAGUAUCUUUUCUUUCCCCGCAAAGACGUUGGUGUAUGUUACACUGUCGCAUUGCGGCGUAAGACAAGGCUACAGGACACGAAACCAUGGGUCGUCUCCACCCAAGUACUAAAUAUUGUUAUGAGUGGAGGGAUAUCUGUUGUCAGAGGCGGAGAGGAACAAUAGCCGAGCAGAAAUCCCCGGACGGAGGCGGAUGGAUUCCGAAUUCGACAUCCGAGGCUUGGCGGAGAUUCAGAUGGGCGCCUUCACGACUAGCUGGCUAUCUGGGGCUGGCAAAUACCGUAUCCUAUUCAGAUCAAAGCCAGUGUCUGCUCUUACAAAUGCCGCCUGAGAUACGGCUUGCGAUAUGGGAGUACGCGCUUGGAGACGACGACGCGUGCAUACUGAGGAAAGUAAAUAAGCUCGCGCACGUCGUGCUUCCGCGUGACCAGGGGAGACUCGAUGAGGCGGACCAGAAUAGGAGACGCGCCUACCAACCGCUCUGGAGGGAGGCCGGGGCUGAGAGACGGUUCCUGGCAGAUGAUGUAACGGCCGAGUUUAACAUGCUGACGUCCCUCCAGAGCUGCAAACGGAUGUACUGGGAGACAUUAGGUCUAUUAUACAGACGACACUUCAAGUUCGAGAGGAUGGAGGCGUUUUACCGCUUUCUCGUACUUUCGCCAACAGCGGGCCUCGAAGCCGUGCGGUCGAUUGAGCUCGACUGGUCCGGGUUUUACUACUGGGCGCGGUUCGAAGAAAAGGAGACUCUAGGGUCGCCUCUGAACCACAACGAGAGCUGGCAGGAGAUCUGCGACGCCGUCGUAGCUAUGACGGGCCUGAGACGCCUGACGAUUCGCGUGCUGGCGUUCGAACACCCUUUACUAGAGGACGAGUGGUAUUGCAUGAUAAAUAAGAUCGUAGCGCCGCUUGAGCUGCUGUCGAGUCGGGUGGAGUUUACGGUUCUUAUUCGAGAUGAGGGGCUUGGACGGAAUUUCCAGGAUCGGUUGCGUGAGGAGGGGUUUGAGAAGGUUAGAGUUGAUAGUCUUUCUGCGGCAUGAUAUACCCUUUUCGUCCUUUUCGUAAGGAAGCUUUUGGUUCAAUUAAAGGAAUGAAAAAAAUAACAAAUUCAUGAAUAUAACUUAGGAAUUAAAUGC